This is a messenger RNA of Panicum virgatum (switchgrass), 2682 nucleotides long. RefSeq lists its product as uncharacterized. Lineage: Eukaryota; Viridiplantae; Streptophyta; Magnoliopsida; Poales; Poaceae. The transcript is spliced from 2 exons. The record is from RefSeq and is a predicted model, not a curated record. Bases 1698 to 2537 code for a protein of 279 amino acids.
AAGCAAGCACAUUAAAAAGAUCGAACUUGCGCUUGCGCUUGCCGAGCACUGGAGCAUUCCGAGCGGCCGAGCAGCAGGCAGUCGGAUCGAACUUGCGCUUGCUCCAGCCAGCUAGACCUCCACCUUACGCGCUUGUUCGUUUGUUCUAACCUUAACAUUUGGAAAUCAGCUGAACCCAUGGCUGGAGGGAAUUCCACCGUACCCAUUUGGUGUCCUCAUUCCAGAAGAGCAUGAGAGGGAAGAUAUGGCUUGUGAACGCACUGCAGCUCGCCGGUGCCAUUCUGGCUGGACUCAUAGUUGGGAUAGGCAUCUAUGGCCAGCGUUACCGCCACCACCGCUUCACCAGGUUUAUCUUUCUUGGAGCCACCACCCUGUUCUUGGCUAUCAUCUCUACUGUUGUCCCCGUGGGCGCUGGUGAGAAUGCCUUCACCACAAGCCGGAGUGUCAGGGACUUGGAUCUGUUGAUUGCAAAGUGCGAUCCAAGAGGGCACUUAACUUUCGUUGUAGUAUGGGCAUCCCUUGUUCAGAUCAUCAUGAUCAAUACCAGUGCAGUAGUUGCUGUCAAUGAUAGAGAAGGUGGGAGCAUGGGUCCUCCAUUUGAGCUGUUUGUUAAGGGAGUCUGGACCUUUUACCUUGGUAUCAGCUAUAUCAUUCCCUGGACUAAAGCCAGUCGUGCCCGUGACAGUUUUGACCCCGAGGUCAUCAUUGCAAUGGCCCUUGAAGUGGUGCCUUUUGCUCUCAUAUGUACCAAAAUGGUAUUCAAAUAUUAUGCAUUUCAGAAAGCACGAUAAUCCUUUGCUCUCGGACGCAAUCCCCAUCUUAUUUUUUGGUACAUGAAGCAACAAUCGUCGCAACAAACAAGUCACCAUGGUGAACUAGUGGUAGCUGAGGAUGCACCUCCUCCGCUACUGGUUAUGGGAGAAGAGAAAAGACACUUGGAGAGACAGCCCCUUGGUUAUGUUUUCAAGGAUGACUCAUGGAUAAGUUCGCAUGACAAUGGUCUGGUGACAAUUGAUAGAGUUUGGAGGUUGAAUAACAUGCUUCCAACAUCAAAACUAAAGCCACAAAAAGACUUAUGCUUCUCAUUUGCAUUGUUCAAGUUGUUGCGGUGCCGAUUUUCAAGGUACAAGGUGAGAAAUAAUGCUGGCUCCAAGGACGCCUUGAGUUUUUUCUGGAGCUUAUUGCUGAAGGAUGGCGAACAAGAAAGGGUCUUUUUGGUUAUUUUGGAUGAGCUUUCUUUCCUUCAUGACUAUUAUUAUUCAUCCCUCCCGAUCUACUAUUCAAAGUAUUGGUUGCCCAUUCUGGGUAUCUUUAUCUCACUAUUGUGCAUAGCUUGCUGAUGUGGAUUGUUGAUCACACUGCUUGUGGAUGUACGGCUAGUGGUGAAUGAGGGAGGUGUUCCUCAGUUUGGUUGCUUUGUUUUUUGCAUGCGAGAACAAUUGGUCGGCCACACCUUGGAACAACUGGUUAGCAACAUCUGGGAUGAAUUUUAUGGAAGCUGGUGCCUCGAUCUGGUGCCACUAUUUUUGCUUUCGGUGUUAGUCAUGAUGACCGAGGUGAGGGACAUAGCUUCCUACAUCUGCAACAACUGAACUAAAGUUGCCCUCAUUUGCCACCUUGUAAACCAUGCCUCUUCGCAACAUUCUUCACUUCUCAAGAAGAAAUGGAUUGGCCGUCUGUUGUGUUGCAAAUGCAAGAUGAUGAAUUAUUGGGAUGAGAAAAUAGGUCAGUACUCUAUCCUGGAGAUUCGCCCGAGCACAACCUUGCUUGUACCUCUCAGGCGCCUCCUCCAUUUGCCGGAUAAGAAGAGGAAGGUCAAGGUGCCAGCAGCUGUGAAAGUUUGCAUCAUGGAAGUGCUAAGAAGCAGUAGAAAUGGACACCUUAGCAACGGCACAGCAUGUCUCUGCCGCCGGGGCCAAGUUGGUGAAAGGUUUUUCUGGGCUUGCAACAACCAUAGUACAUCUUGUACCAUACUUACAUGGCACGUCGCCACAAGCAUCCUCGAGGUCAGGUACACACACCUAGAUGAUGAAGAACAAAGUUCGAGCAUUAACUAUAAGAUCGCUGCCACUCGACUGUCAUGGUAUUGCGCCUACCUUGUGACAUGGUGUCCAGAGUUGCUUCCUGACGAUGAUGAAUGGAACAGGAGCCUGUAUGAAGAUGUCAAGAAAGACACUAAGCGUGUCCUUGCCGGCUGCGAAGCAGGAGACUCAUUGACGCCAGAAGCCAAAUGCCAACAGCUGAUCGGAUUGCUGGCUGCAAAUGCAAAGCAUGAGGUGCUCAAGGAAGGCGCGCGGCUGGGGGAUCAGUUGGUGGAGCUGAUGGUCAUCCAAGGGGAGGAUACGACGGUGUGGAAGUUGAUGGCUGAAUUCUGGUCAGAGAUGAUCCUGUAUGUCACGCCGUCCGACAACCUGAAAGGGCACAAGGAGGCCAUUGCCAGGGGCGGGGAGUUGAUAACGCUGCUCUGGGUGUUGCUCUUCCAUGCCAGGAUCGUCAGCAGGCCGGGUGAAGAGGACAACGCUGGUGGUGUCGUUUAAUAGUCUCUUUUGCUUGCAAUUAUUGUUUCCUCUUUGUUUUGGAUUCUUGAUCGUGAUGUGUGUUUUGCAUUUGUUUCUGUAUCUUGACCUAUUGCCACUAGUGACUGUAUGCCGCCAAUCUGAGUUUCAAUUGUAACAAGUCUAA